UGUUUUUUAGUAUAAGACGACUUUCUCGAAGAUGGUCGUUUAUUAUCUCCGAGCGCGAGAAGACCCUGGAAGGUCUCCCAUGGCAUACGUCGAGCGAGGUGUUGUGAAAUCAAAGCGAUCAAUAUGGCGGUUGAGAACAAUCACUGAUUUCUUCUGGGCCAUCGUAAACUUCAUUGGCGUGUUUUUCGCUACAAUGUUUUCGAUGGAAAAAUCCGAUGCUUAUAGAAAAGGUUCAGGUCAUGACAAGAAAUACGAUGGUGGCGGACCUGGAGGUCCUGGAAGUGGUCCAGGUGGUGGUCCACGUGGACCACCCCGUGGAUUAGACAAUGUUCGAGGAAUUGAUCAUAGUUCUCUUCCUGCCUGUGGUUCCUGCUGCGGAGGUUAAAUUGCUGGAGGUAUAUCUGUCAUGUAUGACACAAAUGUCUUGAAUUCUCACUUUGGAAACAAUGUAUGAAUUGAUUUUGAAAUAUUUAGUGUCCUAUUAAUGUCAGUCUUAAAGAUGGCUGUCUAGCGCAAACAUAAAAAAAAAACUGUAAUAUCUGAAAUGAUAUUUAAGGCCCUCAUAUAUAUUCUAGUGUUUCUAGUGUUCUACUUUUUCCUUCA
Molecule: messenger RNA, 603 nt
Organism: Cornus florida
Lineage: Eukaryota; Viridiplantae; Streptophyta; Magnoliopsida; Cornales; Cornaceae
Exons: 4
Coding region: 32-385 (117 amino acids)
Biological process (GO): endoplasmic reticulum calcium ion homeostasis; calcium ion transport
Cellular component (GO): endoplasmic reticulum membrane; Golgi apparatus
Source: RefSeq, a predicted model, not a curated record